Vicia villosa (hairy vetch) is the source of this 1370-nucleotide messenger RNA. Its product is annotated as protein CUP-SHAPED COTYLEDON 3. Lineage: Eukaryota; Viridiplantae; Streptophyta; Magnoliopsida; Fabales; Fabaceae. Bases 97 to 1131 code for a protein of 344 amino acids. The transcript has 3 exons. Gene Ontology annotation, biological process: regulation of DNA-templated transcription. The record is from RefSeq and is a predicted model, not a curated record. Gene Ontology annotation, molecular function: DNA binding.
CUAGCUCACUCCUCUUCCUAGUUUUCAGUUUCACAAAUAUAUACACAUUCCUACUCUACUAUCUCACCACAGAAUAUUGUCAAGAGAUAAGCCAUUAUGAUGCUAGCAAUGGAAGAAGUACUGUGUGAACUCAGUGACCAUGAAAAGAAAAACGAGCAAGGUCUUCCACCUGGUUUCAGGUUUCACCCUACUGAUGAAGAACUCAUUACGUUCUAUUUAGCUUCCAAGGUUUUCAAAAACACCUUUUUCAAUAAUGUCAAGUUUGCUGAAGUUGAUCUCAACAGAUGUGAGCCAUGGGAACUUCCAGAAAUGGCGAAGAUGGGAGAAAGAGAAUGGUAUUUGUUCAGUUUGCGAGACAGGAAAUACCCAACUGGUCUAAGAACAAAUAGAGCAACUGGAGCUGGUUACUGGAAAGCCACUGGGAAAGACAAAGAAGUUUUCAGCAACAACAGCACAAGAGCUUUACUUGGCAUGAAGAAGACUCUUGUUUUCUACAAAGGAAGGGCCCCUCGUGGUGAAAAGACCAAAUGGGUCAUGCAUGAGUAUCGCUUACAUACUCAUUUUUCACCUUCAACUUGCAAGGAAGAGUGGGUGAUAUGCAGGAUAUUUCAUAAAUCAGUGGAAAAAAGAAGUUCACUAUUACUUCAAGUUCAAGGACAUUUAGGUGUUAACAAUAAUUCUAAUUUAACCCCCCAAAAAAGCUGUUUACCCCCUCCUCCUCCUCCUUCAUUUACACAAUCUCAUAAUAAUUUCCCAUUACAUGCAUUUCAAACUUCUUUCCACCAAGUCACAAACACCAGAAACAACAAUAAUCAAUCUUUGGAGCUACUCUUCAAGUCACAAACCAUUCCAAAAACUGAGGCUAUGUUCUAUGAGCAGUACCAACCACAGUCCAUAGAGGAAGCUAUUAACCUGAGAUGGAAUAUUGACAACAAUAAUAAUAAUAAUGAUUUUCAAGACUUGUCAUUUCCAGUUGAGAUGGAUGCUGAACUGAUUGCAUUCUCAGGAGCUGCUGCUGCUGCUGCUACGGAUGAUGAAUUUACUUCAACACCCUUUGUUAACAGUAGAGGAAUAGUAGGCUUAGAUGCUCCUGUGGGAGUAGAUUCUUGGCCACAGGCUCAGCUUGUUUAGACUAGCUACAUACAUGUAUUAUGUAUUUGUAUACAUGUGCAUGUACGUACUAUGUAGUGUACUUGUGUAUACAGACAUAGGGUAACUAGUACGUACUAACUCUACAUGUGUAGGAUAAAUAAUUGUGUACUAUGCCUGUGUCAAGCUAGAGCUAGAUAGAUUGAUCUUGUAAUAGUUGAUGAGUAUUAAUUUCUAAUAAUAACUUUAUGUGCCUAUGAAUAUUAAUUAUUGGACUUCUU